This is a messenger RNA of Eriocheir sinensis (Chinese mitten crab), 1149 nucleotides long. RefSeq names its product hepatoma-derived growth factor-related protein 2-like. The record is from RefSeq and is a predicted model, not a curated record. The transcript has 7 exons. Bases 1 to 1149 code for a protein of 382 amino acids. Lineage: Eukaryota; Metazoa; Arthropoda; Malacostraca; Decapoda; Varunidae.
AUGCGAUUCAGAACUUUGCCACGUGAGAGCCAUAACAGUACCUCCGUGCAGGCUGAGGAGAACAAAGACAGAGCCCAUUUCUUCACAAAGCACUUUAGAACCUUCUCAGUUAGCAGCCUCGAUAUGACCGUGAAGAAGUUAUCACCCACCUCGGCCUCCGGCAGCACCUCAAGCACCGAGGAAGAACAAGCCCAUAAAGAGGGAGUCCCCUCUGCCUGGGGAGGAGACGUCUCCUGCCGUAGUGAAGAAAAGCAAGGGGACGACAAGACGAGGAAGUCACCAAAGAGACCGGCGCAGACGCCGAGCACCAAGUGGCGUCCCGGACCUUCGAGGGGACGACAAGACAAGGAAGUCACCAGGGAACCGGCACCAGACGCCGAGCACCAAGUGAAGCGUCCCCCGGACAGCAAGGGACGACAAGACGAGAAGUCACCAAGAGACCGGCACCAGACGCCGAGCACCAACAAGGGACGACAAGACGAAGUCACCAAGGGCCGGCACCAGACGCGAGCACCAAGUGAGAAUACGGACGACGAGGACGACAAGACAAGAAGUCACAAAGACCGACUUGAACGCCCGAGCACCAAGUGGCGUCCCCGGACAGCAAGGGACGACAGACAAGAAAUCACCAGGACCGGCACCAGACGCCAGGCACCAGUGACGUCCCCGGACAGCAAGGGGACAAGACAAAGUCACCAAGAGACCGGCACCAUACGCCGGCACCAAACGCCCGAGCACCAAGUGAGCGUCCCCGGACGUAAAGGGAGACGACAAGACAGGGAAGUGCCAAGAGAUGGCACAGACACCGAGCACCAAGUGGCGUCCCCGGACAACAAGGGACGACAAGACGAGGAAGUCACCAAAGAGACCGGCACCAGACGCCGAGAAGCCCUGCUGAGCAGCAAAGCGCACGAGACUCUGGGCGCCGGGGCCUUCGGCUCCUGGCUGCAAGACCCCUCGCUGCCAGACCUGCUGAGGCGUCGUGCCGGAAUCACCCACACGCUGCAGGAACUGGCCAGGAAGGCUACGCCCACAACGACGAUUAAGGGCGAUAACGUGUGUGCGCGACAGCAGUCGAAGGCCCAGAAGGCCACCGUGAUUAGACUUGGGCGUGGCCGAGCGACGCUGGACAUGAGGCAGAUGAAAUAG